This is a messenger RNA of Passer domesticus (house sparrow), 2466 nucleotides long. RefSeq names its product antizyme inhibitor 2 (gene AZIN2). Bases 327 to 1691 code for a protein of 454 amino acids. The transcript is spliced from 11 exons. The record is from RefSeq and is a predicted model, not a curated record. Gene Ontology annotation, molecular function: catalytic activity. NCBI's taxonomy places the organism in Eukaryota, Metazoa, Chordata, Aves, Passeriformes, Passeridae. Gene Ontology annotation, cellular component: cytoplasm.
AGCCCGUUCCUUCUCCUGGGAGAGCCAUGGCACCACCUGUUUAAAUGCCUUCCGAGACCCCAGACCCUGGGGCUGCUGCAGGAGCUCAGCGUUCCUCGGGGAGCCCCCUGACAGCACCCCAGGGCACCUGCAGGGACAGCUGGGCCGUGGUAAGGAGGGCAUGUCCGAGCUGUGACAGGAGUGACCCGUUUAACCCCUUCUGUGCCCGACCAGGGUGGGCUGGCUGCUGUUUGGUGAUGGGGACUGAAGGCGUGUCUCAUCCUUAGAAUCCAUCCCCUGCUCCAGGAGGCUUUAAAGGGGCAUCCCCACACCCAGAACACCACACCAUGAACGGCUACUUGAAGGAAUCCAAUUUCCUGCUGGUGGAGGAGGGCUUCACCACCAGAGACCUCCUGGAGAACCUCCUGGGGGAGCAGUGCCAGGAGAGCCAGCAGCACGCCUUCUUCGUGGCAGACCUCGGGGACAUUGUGAAGAAGCACCUGCGUUUCCUGAAGGCCUUGCCCCGGGUGAAGCCCUAUUUCCCAGUCAAAUGCAACGGCACCGAGGGGGUGAUCAGGCUGCUGGCAGAGCUGGGGGCAGGAUUUGCCUGUGCCAACAAGGCAGAGAUCAGCCGGGUUCAGGGCAUUGGGGUCCCAGCAGACAGGAUCUUCUACAGCAGCCCCUGCAAGCAGGUGGCCCACAUCAGGCACGCAGCCACGCACGGGGUCAGGCUGAUGGCCUUUGACAACGAGGUGGAGCUGAGCAAGGUGGCCAGGAGCCACCCCCGUGCCAGGAUGUUGCUGGGGAUCUCUGCUGACCCCGUCCCUGCUGCCCAGCCGAGCAUGGCCUUUGGGAGCACGCUGCAAUCCUGCCGUCAGCUGCUGGAGACAGCCAAGGACCAGGCUGUGGAGGUUGUGGGCAUCAGCUUCCACCUGGGGAGCCGUGGGCUGGAGCCCCAGGCCUGGCCCCAGGCCGUGGCCACGGCACAGCUGGUGUGUGACAUGGGCACGGAGCUGGGACACCACAUGCACCUCCUGGACAUCGGGGGGGGGUUCCCUGCCACCGAGGACGCCAGAGCCCCGCUGGAAGAGAUUGCUGCUGGGAUAAACUCUGCCCUGGAUUUGUACUUCCCCGAGGGCAGUGGGGUGGACAUUAUUGCCAGGCCUGGGCGUUACUACGUCACCUCUGCCUUCACCUUGGCUGUCAGCAUCACUGCCCUGGAGGAGAUCCCCGUGGAGCAGCCUGGCUCUGACGAGGAAGAGUGUGACAAGAAGAGCCUGGUCUAUCACCUCAGCGAUGGCAUCUACGGGGCCUUCAGCUGCCUCCUGUUCGACAGCCCCUGCCCCCGGCCCCGGCUGCACAAGAGAGCCUGCCCCGAGCAGCCGUGGCACAGCAGCAGCCUGCGGGGGCCCGGCGAGGACGGCAUCGCCGAGGGGCUGCGGCUGCCCCGGCUGCGCGUGGGGGACUGGCUGCUCUUCGGGGACAUGGGCGCCUACAGCCUGCCCGCCCCGGCCCUGCCCACCCCUGCUCCCCGGGCACGCGUCACCUGCGCCAUGUCCCGCCUGGCCUGGAAAGCCAUCCAGCUCUUCCAGGGAAAGCCACCCCCGGCAGAAGAGGACCGUGAGAGCCUCUGCACGCCCCUGUCCUGCGGCUGGGAGAUGGCAGAGACACUUUGUGUCACCCCUGUCUUCGCUCCGGCUGGCAUCAUCUGAGCAGCUCCGGGCCAGGAGCCGCAGUGGGAAAGGUCCCGUGCUGGUACUGGCAGGGGAAACGUCCCAAAGUGGUGUUGGGGUGGGGAAAACCCCAUGCAGAACCAGGGGAAAUGUCCCAUAAUGUUUUGGGGUGGAGAAAAUCCCAUGGCAGCACCAGGGGAAAUGUCCCAUAAAGGUGUUGGGGUGGGAAAUGUGGGGAAAAUCCCAUGGCAGCACCAGGGGAAAUGUCCCAUAAUGUUUUGGGGUGGGAAAAUCCCAUGGCAGCAGCAGGGGAAAUAUCCCAUAAUGAUUUUGGGGUGGGAAAGGUGGGGAAAAUCCCAUGGCAGCACCAGGGGAAAUAUCCCAUAAUGAUUUUGGGGUGGAGAAAAUUCCAUGGCAGCACCAGGGGAAAUGUCCCAUAAUGGUGUUGGGGUGGGACAAACCCCAUGGCAGCACCAGAGGAAAUGUCCCAAAAUUAUUUUGGGGUGGGGAAAACCCCAUGGCAGCAGCAGGGGAAAUGUCCCAUAAUGAUUUUGGGGUGGGGAAAAUCCCAUGGCAGCACUGGGGGAAAUAUCCAGGAGGGAUAAAAAUCCUACAGCAGGAAAAGUGGGAUUUUUACACCCUAAAAAUCCACAGUGGGAAAAGUCCCCUCCAGUACCAGAAGAGAGAGGUCCUGUGGUGGCACCAGAGGGGGAAAGGAUCCCAGGGCAGUGCCAGGGAGGGGAAGAUGCCACCCUGCCUCUGGCAUUGCCCCACUCUGCUCUCCUGGGCUUGGCAGUAAAUGCUGUCCCAUAAA